AUUCCCUGUUUUCUUUAAAAAGUAGACCAGACUUUGUCAUUCUCCGACAAAAAAGGACAAAUACACGAGCUCCAAGAGCAGCCUAGUAAAGUCAGUCGAGUAAAGACUAAUUUAUAUUUGAUGGUUAUAUUUUACAGAUUGUAGUGACAUUUUUUACCUGUAUUUGUGGUCCCUGGAUGAUGAUUUUAGUUGUGAUAUUUUCAUCUACGCCACAAGGUUUUCAGUCUAUCCAUCAUUAUGUGUGUGCACAGCUACAGAGAAAAUCAUGUAGAGUUUCAUUUAUGCCUCAAACUGCUCAGAUUUUUUUUAAGUAUUUCUGAAGACUUUACCACAACAGAUGGAUCCACAUGUUUGAUUUGGCACAGAUUUAUUGUUAUAUAUUUUAGAUGUUGGAUGCCAUUCUGAUGCAGCAUUUUCAUUUAUCUGAAUUUGGGACCUGCAAUAGAAGAUGACUGGCUUGUGAGGCUGGGUUUGUGUCUCCUUCUGGUCUGAAACUGGUAAUCUUUUGUGUGUAAGGCAUAUAUAUUAGGCCCCAAUCACAGGAGUCUAGAGACCAGCCAGUGACGCCUUGACAAUCACCAGUCAUUAGGAAUAAAUAUGUAUUCCCCAACUGGAUUUUGGCGCUGGACUUUCCUAUCAGUCACUAAGUGAAAUUGGUUGCAAAAAGGUUUGUAGUACAGCAAUGAAAAGCUCUUUGCAGUUGUUUUGGCCACUAGCAGAUUGACCUGUUUGCCCACAGUUUGAAACACAAAAACACGACACAUCAAGCAGUAGUGAAACUGUGAAAGGUGUGAUGUACCUUUUGAAUUGUGUUGAUUGUAGCAGAAAGCCACACCUUUCUCUGGAGCUCGGAGAGUAAAUGGCGAGCGUUUGGAGACAGGUCAUCGUAUGGAUCAAUGUGGAUUAUGGAUCGAUUUUACCUGGCCAGCAACCUCCUGUACCCACUCCCUGGUUACCGAAUUUCACAGUUUUCCCCAAUAAUCUUUGGUGGCCUGAAGCCUUAACUACUGCAACACGGAGCCACAAGUCAAAAAACACUGAUAGACAUUUAAUUGUAAACUGAAAGUUUUUGAAGUACUAACUCUGUUUGUUGGUAGCAUAUAAUAGCUAUUAGCAUACACCAACCUGGUCAGGACCCAGCUAGUUUCUAACAGUAUUAGGGAAAGGAGGGCAUGGCUGUCUAAUGACCAGUCCAGAUGGGGCUGGUUGGGAAAUGUGUCAUAUUUUUAUGCUCGCAUCUCAGGGAAAAAACAAAUCAAGAGGAUUCCCUCUGACACAUUUGGCAUGGCUCUGAGUGGUGCAUUUUGUUAGCAUAUACUGUCCUGCUGUUAGCCAAUAGUACUGAUGCAUAAUAAAUUACAGAUGAAAUUAAAUUUUCAUGCUGACAUUAACUGCAUCAGGGAGCCGUCUGUGUUCUCAAACUGUGCCGCUCUUUGAAGUACUGACGCAUACUCUAAAUUAGAGAUGGUCGCUGUGUUGUUUCACUUUAUUCUGUUUAGGAAAAACAUGUUAGCAUAUAGUUUCUCAUCUGACUGACACAGUGCUAGUUGCUCAAUAAAUGAGUAGUUGUUACUACUUAAUGCUGGUGUCUUGCAGGCCUUUCCCUUUGCAGCACACCCUCUUACAAACCUCGCCCCUGACCUCAGAGUAACCACGAGGGCCGUCACACACUUUGAGUUAAGGCACAGAAUUCAGUUUGCUGAUCCUGCUCUGUGUAACUCAACCCCAUCCAGCUGCAUGUGGGAGCGCUGCUGUGGGAUAUAUUAAGCAGUCAGGUGUGUCUGAGCGCUCUUGACCAAACACACAUCAGGGGAUGUGUUGAUUUAAAUUAAUAUGAAGCCUUUCAAAGUCCAGGGUCAGGGGCGUCUGCGGACUUGAAUUGCCUCCUGUGAUGCAAGUCCAGGUGCUGCUGUGCCGAAGCUUCCUAUACUCUUAAAUUAAAUGCUGUUAACUGCUUUGCCCAAGGACACAGUCGGGUCACAUGAUGGACAAGUUCAAAGAUGAGCUCUUUCAGUUAUAGGAUGUUUGCAGCCACCAGGCCACCCUGCUGUGUGGAUGUUGGUUACUGAAGCUCUUCUGAUAACAGAGCUUUCCCCUUUGGUCCGACCUGGGGCUUCAGGAAUGUCUGAAGGCUGUUAUUGUAAAUUUAGAAAAAUAUUUUUACUGGAGGUGCACAGCAGAUGGGCAGGGGAUGGGUUUUAUUACUGGAGGGACCUAUGAUCAGAACAAUGUGUGUGUUUGUAUGCAUAACUUUGAGCACUGUUGAGAAAGGCAGUGUGCACACACUAAGAAGGUCAAAUAUCUCCAUGUGCUUCAGAUUAUAGGCACAAUUGCACCAUGAGAAAGUAGUUUACAGCUGAAAAACACACACUGCUCAGGUUGCCAGGGUUGUCUGACACCAAAUAUUACUAUCCAAGCCUCAAAGCCACCCCCUGCUGUCAUCAAAGUAGCCCAAUUUUGUUUGCCCUAAACUAGGACUUCUCCACCAGUUAGAGCCAACAAAACUGACAACUGAGCAAAGCAGGUGAGCACCCACAUGGUUGAGAUCAAAACCCAGAUCACACACUCUACUGCCAUCCAGGCAUGUAGAUGUUUAAUCAUUUUUUCAAGAAGGAAACGUGGCACAGCAUAAAAAGCACGUCAGAAACUUCAGUCACCUUCAGAUCACUGUUUUCCACCUGGACCAUGAGUGAGAAAGCAGCUCCUCUGUCUAUCAGGAGUCCACGGCACAAAUUGCUCUUUUCCAGUCUAGAACCGGUUCCACAUGUUCUCACCAAAAAUAAAAAGUUGGGUAACUUCAAUGAAAUGAAAAUCAGGACAGAUAAGUGGAUCCAAACUUCUAUUAGUAAAUAUUUUGUUCUCGUUAUUCUGUAAAUGUGGGCUGUUUCUGAAAAGACACCAAGACAGAACUGGCUCUGCACUGGCACAGCAAAGUGUUGGUGGAAAAGGGUUUUGACAGCCAAAAUGUGGAUCCUGGAGCCAAACAAAGCACCAGAACACCUCCAUCCAAAUAUGGAUCUUUGAACAUCCUAAUGUUGCAUCUAUAACACUGUAUCCACAAAAAUAUUGAAGCUCUUUAUUGAAAUCUUUGUGUUAUGCAUUAUUAAAUGAGUGAUGCAAACCUGAAAAGGACUAUUCACCUGCUAUAAAACAUUUAGAACAACAAUACAACAAUGCAGGCCGCAACAAGAAAACACUUUAAAUGUAAUUGAUGUUUAGUUACAGAAGUAACUAAGUUAAAAGCUCUGGUAUCUCCCUUAAACUUACCCAACUUAGAAGAAUGCCCUGUGAUCCUCUUUCCUCUUAAAGUGGCUGCAGACUGAACUCAUUGAUGGCACCGGUGCAAUAGUUAAUGUUCUUGGUGUUUCCAUUGCAGUCUGCAGAUACUAGCGUCAAGAUUUCCAUUUCCUUAAAAACCCAAGUAAUUUUGCCAACCUUCCCGGAGUCACUCAUGGAAAAGAGGUCACGUUUUAGUCAAGUUUGGAAAAACAUUGUAAGAAUUAAAUUAUUGGGAGAUCUGAGCUUCAGCUAUUAAACUGUUAAAAGUAACAUUUUUGCUAUUUCUUCUUGGAUAUGUGCAAAAUUGUCAUAUCUAAAAUGAUUUUAGUGUUGCUCUGGCAACAUAUCUGUUGGCUGUGAUUUCCAUUAAAAGCCGGAGGUUGUGAGUGUUUUGAUGUCUUUGAGGAAUAACUAAUGUGUGUUUGUCUGUGUGAAAGAUGAAAAUGUGUGAUGCAGCAUCUGAGUCACAUGUCACUCUGUGUGUGUGUGUGUGUGUGUGUGUGUGUGUGAAUGAAAAUAUGACGCAGCAGCAGUCAGCUGUUAACUGUAUAGUGUGUGCACCAUGCAUACUACCACAGCCAUUGAUCAUCUUCACCUUUUUUUACACCACACAUCUGGAGCAGGAGGCAGAGGUUGAUGAGAGCAGCUAGUGCCCCAUCAGGCUGUGGUGCAGUGAUUUUCCUUCUGAGAGAAAGUAGGAGAAAGAAAAAGGGAGGUGUGAGAGGAGAGAGAGGGAAAGAGAGUGAGAGAGGAUGUCGCUGCAGCAAAAAGCCAGCUGCAGAGAAAUGACAAGGACUGAGAGAAAGAGAGAUGAAAGAAUACAGAUAUGGAGAAAGAUUGGGCUUAAUAAGCAGAGAGAAAAGUGAAGGAGGAGUGGAGACGAAUAGAUGAAGAAAAGGUUGAGGUCGAAGAGACUGGAAACUGAGAGCAAUAACAGAAAAAAAGGGUGAUACUGAAAGAAAACAGAAAACGAGGGCGGCGAGGAGUUCCUUCUCUCGUUUUGCACCUAUUUGUGUUUUUUCAUGUUUACUGUGGCAGUUGAAAGCGGUGUCACAUCGGUGGGAUUUGCUCUCUGUAAAAACGUCACAUGAGAACGCACUAAUAAUCGAGAGUUUUUAUGAGAGAGAGAGAAAGGAGGAGAAGGGAGGGUGUGUGGGCCGAGCGAGUGAGGGAGAGGAAGAGCGAGUGUCGUAAAUCUCAGCACAUCACCAGGCGGACGAGAGGGAAAGUUGUGAUAAGGAUCGCUCUCAUUUCCUCCUCUUUAAGCGGUUCUCGUGCGAGCCUCUGGCAACGCUUUUCCAUCAGAAAGCAUUAAGGUCCGGCGUGUCUCUGAGACGCUUGUGAGGAUGGAGUGGAAUGAGGUAGAUUUGGUGCAGGAAUUUACUGUUGAAGGACAAUGCAGCAAAAUUAAAGUCCGCUCCUGCAGGAUCACAUGGGACAGCCUGCAGGUUCCCCGUGUGGAGCUGACCCUCUCUGAGCUCCAAGAAAUGGCCACAAGACAACAACAACAAAUAGAGGCUCAGCAACAGAUGUUGCUCGCCAAGGAACAGAGACUGAGGUAUCUUCAGCAAGGAGGCAGAUCCAACCAGGGACAGUCACAGUCUGAAGCUGAGAAGCUGCAGCGGCUCAAAGAGCGAGUGGAGACGCAGGAAGCGAAGCUGAAGAAGAUCCGAGCCAUGAGAGGCCAAGUCGACUACAGCAAACUGAUCAACGGAAACCUCUCUGCAGAGAUUGACCAUGUGAGCAGCCUGUUUCAGGAGAAGCAGGCGGAGCUGCAGACUGCGGUGAUCAGAGUCGACCAGUUGACUCAGCAGCUGGAGGAUUUGAGGAGAGGACGCCUGCAGCUACACUCUGGUGCACCAGGUCAGGGGGCACCCACGGGACCUCAGGGUGCAGGCACUGGUCAUAAGGGAUCGCCUCUUUCAGGCCCUGCAGCUCUGGAGCUGAGGAAACUUUACCAGGAGCUGCAGGCUCGUAACCGGCACAAUCUGGAGCAGAGCAGCAAGUUGGCCCAGAAUAAGGAGCUGCUGAACAAGAGGAACGCCCAGGUGACCGUGAUGGAUCAACGCAUCGGUGACCUGAGAGAACGCCUGCAUAAGAAGAGAGCAGAGUUAAGUCGUAUGAAUGGAGGCACUCUGUCCUCCCCUCAAAGCUCUUCCCACCCCGGUGCUGGAGUUUCGGGUCGAGUGGCAGCUGUCUGCCCCUACAUCCAGGUUCCAUCCGAGGGGAGACAAGAGCCAGGGUACCCGCUCCCAGCUGACCCACCGCCCAAACCCACCCCUCUCAGCCACAUUCGCUCCCUCUCAGAGGAAGAGAGGAGUGCCAUCAGGAAGCCUCCCAGCCAAUGGAAAGAGUCAGAUUUAGACAUCGUCCUGUCAGAGCCCACUGAGCGGUGGGAGGGGCCUCUGUCCCCUCAGGGGGGCGACAGUAACACCAAUGAAGCACCGUGGCCCACCAUCACUAAGAGCGUAACAGACUGGAGGACCAACAGUCCAGAACAGCUUCCCUCUGGUUAUGGUACGUACCCUAGUGCCACCCACCAGGCAGCUGCACAUCACUGCGCCACGAGCUCCCUGCCUCGUUCUGCCCCUGGUACACUGGGUUGGCCUCGAUCCGGUGCCGCCUCAUCCCCCCAUUCAUCAUCCCCCUCUUCACAGCAAAUACAGCACCGUAUUUCUGUCCCUCCUAACUCAAGCCAAGGUUCUGCAACCACCUCCCAGCCCUCCCCGCUGUCCCCACAAACAGAGCGGACAGAUCCCCCUCCGGCGGUGGCCGUACGUCCCUACGUCCCGGACCAUCCCUCCAGGCCACAGUCCCCCAGGAAGGGCCCUGCUACUAUGAACAGCAGCUCCAUCUACAGCAUGUACCUACAGCAGCCUCAGGCCAAAAACUACGGAUCUCUGAGCAACAGGGCUACUGUCAAAGCAGUCUACGGUAAACCCAUCCUCCCCUCCUCCUCCACUUCUCCAUCCCCUGUCUUUUUCCUCCAGGGGGGAGGAGGAGGAGUAAAAAUAUCAGGGGAGGAAGCUACAGAUAAAGAUGGAGGAAAAGGAGAAGGAGGAGAGAGCGGCGAGGGCCAAAUUCAACCUCCACCCAGUGUGGACAACAUCCCUCGUCCCCUCAGUCCCACUAAGCUCACCCCAGUUGCCCACUCUCAGCUCCGAUACCAGAGCGAUGCAGACCUGGAGGUUCUCCGCCGCCGCUUCAGCAACGCGCCGCGGCCCCUCAAGAAACGGAGCUCGAUCACUGAACCUGAAGGCCCUCAGGGGCCAAACAUCCAAAAACUGCUCUACCAGAGGUUCAACACAUUAGCAGGAGGCAUGGAGGGAAGCUCAGGCAACACUUUCUACCAACCGGACUGCCUUUUGGGAGACAUGGACAACAUUCAUUCAGCUAAUGGAAACGUAGAACGUGGAGAUAAACAGGUCGCUGCAGCAGCCGCAGAGAGUGAAGCCCAAAACCUGAAUUCGGAUUCCCGCCGUUCGUCUCCUCCUGCAGUUACGACAGAAUUAUCCAAAGAGACAACAGCAGCGGCAGAGACUGGCAACGGCGUCUCACCAUCGACCCAAUCAAGCCCGAUUCCUGUACCUGAGAGACCAGAGGACCAAAAUAAUAACAACCAGAGAGGCUCUAGUCCUGCUCAAAACUCAGUUGGCCACAUCUCUCCUUCACCAUCUCCUCCUGCCCCGCCCACUCUGCCUAAGGUAAAGCGAACCAACCUGAAGAAGCCGUCAUCAGAGCGAACCGGUCACGGCCUGAGAGUCAAGUUUAACCCUCUGGCUCUUCUCCUGGAUGCGUCAUUGGAGGGAGAGUUUGACCUGGUGCAGAGAAUCAUAUAUGAGGUGGAAAACCCCAGCAUGCCCAAUGACGAAGGCAUAACACCUCUUCAUAACGCCGUCUGUGCUGGUCAUCACCAUAUUGUGAAGUUCCUGCUGGACUUUGGAGUUAACGUGAACGCAGCCGACAGUGACGGAUGGACCCCGCUGCACUGUGCAGCUUCAUGUAACAGCGUCCACCUCUGCAAGAUGUUGGUGGAGUCAGGGGCGGCCAUUUUUGCCACAACGAUCAGCGACGUGGAAACAGCCGCGGACAAAUGUGAAGAAAUGGAAGAGGGCUACACCCAGUGUUCCCAGUUCCUUUACGGUGUGCAGGAAAAGUUGGGUGUGAUGAACAAAGGUUUAGUCUAUGCCCUGUGGGACUACACAGCCCAGCAGUCUGAUGAGCUCUCCUUCAGCGAAGGUGAUGCUAUCACCGUGGUGCGUCGCCACGACGACACUGAGACAGAGUGGUGGUGGGCGCGCCUGAAUGACCGUGAGGGAUACGUGCCCAGAAAUCUGCUGGGGCUGUAUCCAAGGAUCAAACCCAGACAACGUUCACUGGCAUAAAGCCCAGAUCAGGAGCCUCAUGCUCGCAGAGGGGGCAUGCAUGCAGGAAAGAAGAAGAAGAAGGAGUAGAAGGAGCAGAAUGAGGGGAGGACAAAGAUGGAGCCACUUUCUUCUAUUUGUGUGGAUGCAACAGAGCCAAAUCGUGAUAGAUGCAGUGUGCAUUUUCACCGAGAUGUUGCAGAGCUGACGUAAAUUCAUAACUCAAAGUGUUCAGCUGCAUGAGAAAUGCUGAAUGAAAAAAAAAAGAGUAUUAAAAAAGCAAUUUAAGCUUUUUUAAAGCUCCACACAGCUUAAAAUAUGAAACAAUGAGCUUGGAGUCAUAAAGCUCUGUCUGAUAUUCUCCAAAUAUUCUUUAAAUGUCGCUUUAUUUUUGUACUGUGUUAAUUUAAAAUAAUGCCAGCCUCAUCAGCGACAUAGCAAAGGAAUGCGCUCUUUCUCAGCUACAGUGGAAACACCUUCACGCUGCACGGCGUGAAGAUUUGUAAAUGCAGUAAAUUUACAGGCUGAAAGUACGUGUGAGAUGUGAAAUGUGAAAGUGGAGCUGGAAAGAGGAAAGUGAGGGGAGGGUAAACAACGUUAACAGGAGUCAGGUUUCGGCAGAAAAUGAAUCGGAGGAAAAGAGUUGGAAGUGCAACCACAAGACUGUGACACGUGGAAGCUGGGAUCUGCAUCCACCCACGCACGGUUAAGCAAAAAGGUUUGAAGUCAAGUCAGAAUAAUGGGCUGUUUCUGAGUUCAUAAUCUGACAUUCAAGCAUUUGUCAACUAUUAUGGGAUGAAUGCACGCUCUCACAUGUACAUGUGUUCAACUGCCAAAAUGGUUGUUGAGGGUAAAGGAGGAGAAAGGGGGAAGAGAGGAAGGAAAACAAGAAUGAGGAGAAAAGGGUGUGAAAGUGAAGGAUGGGUGAUACUUUUAUUUAGAGGAGAUAAAAAAAAAUGCUGCUAGUUGUUGCAUAUUUUUCUUCAGACUGAAGAUACCGACCCUCAUGUGAAAACUGACGAUUAACCCAUUAAUUAAACGCUACUCUGUCAAUCUGCUGUUAAAUGUGUUAAAUUAAAGGUCCUGUGGCUGCUCAGAAAGGUGGCUUCAAGGAAAGCCCAGCCUAAUUCUGGCCUGGGAAAGAGAACCUGUGUCAGUGUUGAAAUGGGGCUAAAUUAGCCGUGAGUGGAGGAAGAACUGCUUCCACUGCUUCUGCUUCUGGCCCUGAUUUAUAUUGCUUUAUUUAAAACAAAACAUUGCUUUCUAUUAUUAUUUUUCUCAUUACUAGCACACACUGCUCCUGUUUCUUUUCAUGUGUCAGUGCUGGUGCUGCUCAUUGCUGCCACCUAGUGUACAGGAAAGGUUUGCCACAAAAUAAAGCGCCGUUUUCUUCAGCACGAGCUGUGUAAAAUAUGAAGCAAUAAGAUGAGUGAUGUUUGGUGUGAGAGUGAGAUAUUGUUCUGAGAAGUGCUUACCAUCACUUUGUGUAUAUGCAAACUGUAACUAUACAGCUACUGUACAAUAUUAAUAAAGAAAUUAUAAUCCCUACAGAGAAAAA
This is a messenger RNA of Haplochromis burtoni (Burton's mouthbrooder), 9201 nucleotides long. Its product is annotated as apoptosis-stimulating of p53 protein 1. Gene Ontology annotation, molecular function: p53 binding. The record is from RefSeq and is a predicted model, not a curated record. The transcript is spliced from 21 exons. Lineage: Eukaryota; Metazoa; Chordata; Actinopteri; Cichliformes; Cichlidae. Gene Ontology annotation, biological process: regulation of apoptotic process. Gene Ontology annotation, cellular component: nucleus. Bases 4626 to 7664 code for a protein of 1012 amino acids.